AUGGCGAACCGCGACCACCUCUCCAUCGAACAGAAGAUCCAGGAAAAGGCACACCAUGAGCACCUCGAGGAACCGUCCCGACACGUCGUGGUGCAAGGAAGUCUGCGUGCCGACAGCGUCACACGCACCUCAUUCGACCGUCGCCACUCACUCACCGUGCCUGGCACCGACACUGGCAGUCGCCGCGAAAGCAUCCGGAAAAGCUUCGACAAGGCCAACAUCGCCAUGGUCUUCCCCGAUUCGACCCACGUCGAAAUGUCCGACGACGAGAUGGGCAAGAACUCGAUCGAUGACAUCUCCCCGUCCUGGUUCGUCUGGCUGGUCGCCCUGACCGCAUCGAUCGCCGGCUCGCUCUUCGGCUACGACACCGGCAUCAUCUCCGCCGUGCUCGUUUACCUCAACGACGACCUGAACAAUCGCCCGGUCUCGUCCAACGAGAAGGAACUUAUCACGUCGCUCUGCUCGGGAGGCGCGUUCAUCGGCGCCAUCAUCGCCGGCCUGACGGCGGACAAGUUCGGGCGCAAGAUGGCCAUCUACGUCGGCUGUGCGCUCUUCACCGUCGGCGCCAUCCUGCAGGCGGCCGCGUACUCGAUCGCGCAGAUGUCGGUCGGCCGACUCGUCGUCGGGUUCGGGGUUGGUUCCGCUGCCAUGGUGGUUCCUCUCUACAUCGCCGAGAUUGCACCCACCAAAGUCCGUGGACGACUCAUCGGGCUGAACAACAUGUCCAUCACCGGUGGACAGGUGAUCUCGUACGGCAUCGGGGCCGCCUUCGCCCACGUGUCUCACGGAUGGCGGUACAUGGUCGGCUUGGGUGCUGUGCCGGCCAUCCUCCUCGCGUGUCUGUUGCCGCUGUGCCCCGAGUCCCCUCGUCAACUCGUCUACCACGGCCGCAUUCCCGAAGCGGAGGCGGUGCUGGCCAAGAUCUACAAGGGCGCCACCCCCGACCAGGGGCGAGCCAAAGGCGCCCUGAUCGCGGCGGCCUGCGGGGGAGCCAAAGAACUCAACGAGGACCAGUCCCGCUGGGCCAAGAUCAAGCAGCUGCACACCAACCCGGCGUACUUCCGCGCCCUGGUCUGCGCGUGCGGCCUGAUGGUCAUUUCGCAAAUGUCCGGCUUCAACGUCCUGAUGUACUAUUCCUCGACGCUGUUCGACAUCGUAGGCUUCUCGAACCCCGUCGCUGUCGGCCUCGUGGUCGCCGGCACCAACUUCGUCAUGACCUGGGUCAACAUGAUGCUGGUCGACCCCAUUGGCCGGCGACGCCUGCUGAUCGCCACCGUCUGGGGCAUGAGCGCCGGGCUGGUGGCCGUGGCCAUCGCGUUCAGCUUCAUCCCCAUCGACACCAAGACCUUGGCCAUUCAAACCACCAAGGUCACCACGCCGGCCAUCGUGGUGCUCAUUUUUAUCAUUUGGUUCGUUUUCUUCUACGGCGUCAGUGUCGGCAAUACCGCGUGGAUGUCCACCGACUUUUUCCCCAUGGAAGUCCGCGCCAUGGGGACCAUGUGGCUGACCUGCUCGUGCUGGGGGUCGAACAUCAUCGUCUCGUCGACGUUCCUGUCGAUGAUGAAGGGCCUGACCCCGACGGGCGCGUUCGGCUUCUAUGCCGCCAUCUGCGGCGUCGGCUGGGUGCUGAUCAUCUUCUUCUACCCGGAGGUGUCGGGCUUGACCCUCGAAGAGAUCGGCCAGGUGUUCGAGCACGGCUUCGGCGUGCGCUACGCGAGCAGGUUGCGCAAGGACCGCAAGGCCGAGAUCCGGCGGCGCCUGAAGGAGCGCGGGCGCACGGUUGCCGUGGGACAUUGA
Fonsecaea erecta is the source of this 1797-nucleotide messenger RNA. RefSeq names its product MFS transporter, SP family, myo-inositol:H+ symporter. The transcript has 4 exons. Gene Ontology annotation, molecular function: myo-inositol:proton symporter activity. Lineage: Eukaryota; Fungi; Ascomycota; Eurotiomycetes; Chaetothyriales; Herpotrichiellaceae. Gene Ontology annotation, cellular component: membrane. The record is from RefSeq and is a predicted model, not a curated record. Gene Ontology annotation, biological process: transmembrane transport. The coding region runs from base 1 to 1797 and encodes 598 amino acids.